Betta splendens (Siamese fighting fish) is the source of this 4976-nucleotide messenger RNA. RefSeq names its product oxysterol-binding protein 1-like. The coding region runs from base 549 to 2996 and encodes 815 amino acids. The transcript is spliced from 20 exons. The record is from RefSeq and is a predicted model, not a curated record. Gene Ontology annotation, molecular function: sterol binding. Gene Ontology annotation, cellular component: membrane; intracellular membrane-bounded organelle; cytosol. NCBI's taxonomy places the organism in Eukaryota, Metazoa, Chordata, Actinopteri, Anabantiformes, Osphronemidae.
AAAUACUUUUUAGUAGUAAUGAACAAAAUUUCAAAUGCCUUUAGGUAAAGAAUAUUUUUUUAUGAUUUUCAAUUUGCUUUAUAUUGAGAUGAUAAUGCUAGAUACAAUUUUUACUUCCUCAAGCGCGUUUAUUGCGCUGCAAAGAAAUGUAAUGCUGUUCAUAUCCAACAGAGGGCACCAUUGUAUCGGUUUGUGAAAUACAGGUUUAGUGGAAGAUACGCGCAGGUUGUGAUUGUGGUUUUAAUAUAUUCCCGACAUUGAUGUUUAUAUUACUAUAUUAAAGUUAAAAUAAAUACACGCGCGUGUCGCUACUUUAUAACCAGCGUUGAGCUUUCGGAGCGACCUGCGCUCGUGUCCUCUGCGGAACUAAAGUUGAGGUUUCGAGGAGCUGAUCGAGCGCCACUGUGUUGCACCACUUGUAGCCAAAUAGUUCGCUAACGCUAGCAGGCUAACGUCGGCUCAUCCAAUACGGCAUGCGGCAUAUCUGAAGCCCAAGUGUUUGGCGUGAACGACUCUAACUUUACCCAGCGAAACCACAGGGUGCCGUGAUGUCAGAGUCUAAGCCCCCCACUCCGACCCCCGCAGACACAUACAAGGGUUGGCUCUUUAAAUGGACUAACUACAUUAAAGGCUACCAGAGACGCUGGUUCGUUCUGAGUAAUGGGUUGUUGUCAUAUUAUAGGACGCAGGCAGAGAUGGGGCACACGUGUCGCGGCACCAUCAACUUGGCCACAGCCAACAUUGCUGUGGAGGACUCGUGCAAUUUUGUCAUUUCCAACGGUGGGGCACAGACCUACCACCUAAAGGCCAGCUCAGAAAUAGAGCGCCAACGGUGGAUCACUGCUCUGGAGCUGGCGAAGGCGAAGGCCAUUAACAUGCAGGCUGAAUCAGAUGAGUCAGGAGAUGAUUGCCCUGCGGUGCCCCCAACUUCAGGACAGGGUGGAGGGUUCCGUAACUCAGAAAUCCAGUCCACACUGCGUACAUUGAACAGCAAGGUGGAGGACCUUGCCACUUGUAAUGAUCUCAUUGUCAAGCAUGGAUCUGCCCUGCAAAGGUCUUUGUCGGAGCUAGAGGGAAUUCAUGUUGGAGCAGACAUGGCUGAAAAGACCAGACAAGUUACAGAGAGGGCCACACUGUUCCGAAUUACCUCCAAUGCCAUGAUCAAUGCAUGCAGAGACUUCCUCUCGCUGGCUCAGACCCACAGUAAGCGCUGGCAGAAGGCCUUACAGACCGAGAGAGAGCAGAGGGUACGGCUGGAGGAAACUCUAGAGCAACUGGCAAAACAGCACAACCACCUGGAAAGAGCUUUUAGAGGAGCAACUGUUCUCCCACCUUCUUUCAGCAAUCCCGCCUUGGCCAUUAAAGGUGGGGUUUCAGGAAAAGGUGAUGCCAGUGACGAGGAUGAUGACAAUGAGUUUUUUGAUGCUAUGGAAGACCCGGCAGAGUUCAUUACUGUCCCUGCUGAUCCCAAGUAUCACAGGAGAUCUGGCAGCAACGUGAGCGGGCUCAGCAGUGAGACUGGAACUGAUGAUCAGUCGGUAAAUUUUGAUGAACUUUCAUUAGCAUCCAAUCCGGAGUCUCCGCAGCCUCUUGAGCUAGAGCCUGUUAGACAAAGACGAACCCGUAUCCCCGACAAGCCCAACUACUACCUGAACCUCUGGAGCAUAAUGAAGAACUGCAUUGGAAAGGAGCUCUCAAAGAUACCAAUGCCUGUGAAUUUCAACGAGCCCCUCUCGAUGCUGCAACGGCUUUCCGAAGACCUAGAAUACUAUGAGCUGCUGGAUAAGGCUGCCAAGUGUCAGAGCUCCCUAGAGCAGCUGUGUUAUGUGGCAGCUUUCACAGUGUCUUCCUACUCCACCACGGUCCACCGCACGGGAAAACCCUUCAACCCCCUGCUGGGAGAGACUUUUGAGCUGGAUCGGCUCAGAGACUGCGGCUACCGCUCGCUGUGUGAGCAGGUGAGUCAUCACCCACCUGCUGCAGCUCAUCAUGCCAUCUCUGAAAAGGGCUGGGCUCUCAGACAGGAGAUUACACUAGCCAGCAAGUUCAGAGGAAAAUACCUCUCCAUCAUGCCCUUGGGUUCUAUCCAGUGUUUAUUUGACAAGAGUAAAAAUCACUACUCAUGGAAGAAAGUGACUACAACAGUACACAACAUUAUUGUGGGAAAGUUAUGGAUUGAUCAGUCAGGGGAGAUCGAUGUGGUGAACCACAGAACAGGAGACCGCUGCCACCUGAAGUUUGCUCCAUACAGCUACUUUUCCAGAGAUGUACCAAGAAAGGUUACUGGAGUUGUAACAGAUAAGGAUGGAAAAGCUCAUUAUGUGCUGUCAGGAACCUGGGACGAGAAGAUGGAGUUUUCCAGGGUAAUGCAGAGCAGCAAAGGCGAGAACGGCACUGAAGGCAAACAACGGACAGUCUAUCAGACCCUCAAAGCCAAAGAAAUCUGGAGAAAGAACCCUUUACCAGAGGGAGCAGAAAACAUGUACUACUUCUCCUCCCUGGCUUUGACGCUCAAUGAACCCGAGGAGGGAGUGGCACCGACAGACAGCCGGAGACGCCCUGAUCAGCGGUUAAUGGAGGAAGGCCGCUGGGAUGAGGCUAACGCAGAGAAACAGAGGCUGGAGGAAAAGCAGCGCACUGCCCGCCGAGAAAGGGAAAGGGAGGCUGUGAAAUCAGCGAGCUCCCCGGAGGAAGCAGAUGCACAAGUGACUGGCACUGAAGCAAGUGAGGUUUCUGAUGAAACUAACACUGAGGACUCUCCCCCUCAUACACCUGUUGCAUCCUCUUAUGGACCAUCACACUCUCCCCAUUUAAUGGAAAGCAAGGAAGGUUCUUAUGGAGUCGCAGUCAAAAGCACCCAUCCAGACAACUACCAGGCUCUUUGGUUUGAGAAGACCGACGACCCUGUAUCUGGAGAGACAUUGCACAUUUACAAGGGGGGUUACUGGGAGGCAAAGGAGAAAGGCAGCUGGGACAUGUGCCCCAGCAUCUUCUGAUCGCAGCCUCAGCAGUGCAAACACAUGGUAGAUGAUGGCAGGAGGGGGUUAGCUAAACGCUGCGAAUCAGGCCCGACAUCUUCAGUGUCCACAGCUUCAGACGAGCAACUCGCAUCAAGGGAAGGUGGAUUUAGUCAUCAAAACAAACAGAUGGUCGUAACAGCGUUCAGAGGCCACCCUCACCGCCUUCAAACACUGACCUGUCCUGGGCUUGGAGACCAAGACUCUGCAGGUUCCAGCCUGUGUUUCAUUUAGUUGGUAAUAGCUGUUGCUUGUUUUCUUUGGAAGCACUAUUGACAUUGACUUACACAGCAUUUUUUUUUGAUAGUGUGUCAUUUGUUAGUUGUGUUGUUGUGUAUUCAUACGUUUUGUUGUUUUGCAAUCACUUUUUAAAUUAAACACUCAAUGGGUCAUACACUAGAUAUUCACUAUCAUGGCUUCAGGCCGCUACACACACAUACAAUACACGCUUCGAUGGCUCUGACCGAAGUGACCAAAGUUUUCUUGAUGGAAGCAAGUAAUUACAUAGUAGUUCUCUUCUCUCCCCCAAAGUCAUUGUCAUUUAUAUAUAUUUUGUGUUUCUGUUGAGUAAACUUUUCGUUUCUGUGUGUAACGUUUCCCAUGACGCUAAUGAACCAUCUAAACUGGAGGAAUGGAACCAAAUCGUUGUUUUGGUACCAGUCAGAUAACUAACUAUGAACAUGUUAAUUGCACUAUUCACAGCACUGGAGGAAAACAUUUGAGUCCCGUUUUGUCCUCUAGAACAGCUUGUUUUUGCAUUUUUGCUGUUGAAUGUGUCAUUAGAACAAGAACUUGAUUAAAAGAAAUGUUCUUAUCGUAGUACUUAUCCUGCAUCUCCCCACCUACUACAUACAGUAUAUGUCUGAUUUUUUUCAUCCCUACAGUACAUUUUGGCUUGUUGCUAAUACCAGGAGUAAAUGUUGACCUUUGCCAUUUGAACACAUUUUCAACUUCUAUUGACUUGAUGAUUAGUGAAGUGAAGGGAAUAUAUGAGCCAAGUGCUUUUUGUCUUCCUGAUUUCCUUCAAAUGUUUUCAUCAUAGCUUUAUCUUCACUUAGUUGUUUUAGUUCAGGUGUGCUGUGAGUGUACAUUUUUAACAGACAGCAAUAAGAGUGCCUCAGUGUGGACACGUGGCACAACAUGUAAUGGCAGGACUGCGUGAGGCAGGAGCUUGAAAACUGCAAAGCAGCAUUGUCUUUUUCUCGCUAGUUGAGUGGAACGACUUUGGCAGGUGAACGUCUAUAGCUCCUUUUAUAUUCAAGUGUACUUACAAACAGAACAGUGAAUAUGAAGAUCAUGAAGCAACGUGUAAAUAUAUUACAAAGUCGAGUAAUUGUGGAUAUGCUGGUAGAUAAUCUAAAGGCAGUAAUGCACUUUAUUAUGUCUUUUUAUUUUUCCUUUGCUUCAUCUUCACAGAUCCACCUUUACCACAAGGAUAGACUUCUAUGCUUGUUUUCCCCGAUGCUGUUGUUUUAUCUUCAGCUGAUUGUCUGUGUGCACUGUAUAUGUUAAAAUUAUGCAAAAUUUCUUUGUUAACCUGAUGAUUUUACAAUCUAGUGUCUGUCCUGUUUGCGUGUACUAAUGUGUAAUCUUUUUUUAGCUUAUCUGCAUUGUAUAACUUGUUCUUUGAAAAAGAAAUCUGUUAUUUAAUUUUUAAUUCCUAAGAGAUCGUUUUUGUUCCCAAUCUUAGAGGCUGACAGAUUGAAGGUGCUAUUGUGUUCUAAUACAGUACAUCAGUGAUCUACUCUACUUUCAGUCUCGGCUAUUUGUCAAUUUAUUUGUCAUUUUUCUUCAGAAGCCUUUUCCUGAACCGUGUUUAAUAAAUGCAAAUAUAUAAAUAUAUGAAAAUGCAUAACAUAUAUGUUACAUACAUGAGUUCUCCUUUCUGUCUUUAGAUGCAGUUUUUUUUUUCUUUAGCAGAUGUUUGGGGUUAAUAUUAAAGUCUGAAUGAACAUGAAA